Hemiscyllium ocellatum (epaulette shark) is the source of this 850-nucleotide messenger RNA. RefSeq names its product chymotrypsin-like elastase family member 2A. Bases 1 to 801 code for a protein of 266 amino acids. Gene Ontology annotation, biological process: proteolysis. Gene Ontology annotation, molecular function: serine-type endopeptidase activity. NCBI's taxonomy places the organism in Eukaryota, Metazoa, Chordata, Chondrichthyes, Orectolobiformes, Hemiscylliidae. The transcript has 8 exons. The record is from RefSeq and is a predicted model, not a curated record.
AUGAAAGUUAUUAAAGGAUUAGGUCCAAUUGCUGCCAGCCCAUUAACGGGCCGUGUUGUUGCUGGACAGGAAGCCCAACCACACAGCUGGCCAUGGCAGGCCUCUCUACAGUUUGCUUAUGAAUCUGACCCGGAUUUCUUUCAACAUUUGUGUGGUGGAACACUCAUUUCUGGAAAUUGGGUCAUGACUGCUGCGCAUUGUAUUGUUACCAUACCAGGAAGAUUUGCUGUUAUUCUUGGAGAGCACAAUCUGGAGCAGAAAGGCAAUGAAUAUUUGAGACAUGUUCAAUUGAUCAUCACUCAUCCUUACUGGAAUCCAAAUUCUCUUGAAAAUGGAAAUGACAUUGCCUUGCUGCGAUUGAAGCAACCUGCAUAUGCUACUCCUGAUGUAGCAUUAGCACUCCUACCACCCUUUGAUCAGGUCCUACCCAAUGGAUAUCCUUGUUACAUCACUGGAUGGGGAUUAACUCAACCUUUCGGUGUUCCAUCUUCCACUCUGCAGCAAGCUCUGCUCCGAGUGGUGGACUAUAAGACAUGCUCAUCUCCAUCCUGGUGGUCAAGUGCAAUCACUGAAAAUAUGGUCUGUGCUGGGGGUGAUGGUGUGACUGCAGGAUGUCAGGGAGAUUCUGGUGGCCCUCUGAACUGUCUGGAUGAUACUGGAAUGUGGGUUGUCCAUGGUAUUGUAAGCUUUGGACCAGUCUCCUGUGUUAUGGAGAGAUACCCUACAGUUUUUACUCGAGUAUCAGCAUAUAUGGACUGGAUAAUGCAGACCAUGCAGCAAUAUGGUGGAGAGUUAAGAUGAUUCCGAAGUAUCAUCAAUGGAAUGAAGUCAAGCAGAAAUAUUCACAUGC